AUGCAGUUCACCACUCUCUUCGCUUCCGCCGUCCUUGCUCUUGGUGCCUCUGCCGAGGGCAUCAACUGCCACGGCAGCAGCAACUGCGCCAACGCUGGUUUCAAGCUGACUGGCCUCCUCCAAACCGCCCAGGGCCUGAACGACAACAAGUGGUAUUACAACGGCCAGCACAUCGCUUGCUGGCAGGCUCUGGACAAGACCGGAUUCUGUGCUUUCCUCCAGAACACUGGUGGCCUUCCUGGCAAGGACAUUAAGAAGCUUCUCCAGGAGCUGGUCAACCAUGGAUGCGCCAAGUGCGGAAGCGUUCCGGCGUUCUACCCUAGCGACAACGAUAUCAAGUCUCACGGAAUGCUCACUGUGAACUACGUCUCCAAGACGAACUGCAACGGACUUUGCUAG
Fusarium fujikuroi IMI 58289 is the source of this 399-nucleotide messenger RNA. RefSeq names its product related to KP4 killer toxin. The record is from RefSeq and is a predicted model, not a curated record. The coding region runs from base 1 to 399 and encodes 132 amino acids. Lineage: Eukaryota; Fungi; Ascomycota; Sordariomycetes; Hypocreales; Nectriaceae. The transcript has a single exon. Gene Ontology annotation, cellular component: extracellular region.